AUGGCUUCUCAGCUUUUGCCCCUUGAGCUUAUUGAUAAGUGUGUCGGCUCCCGAAUUUGGGUGGUCAUGAAGGGCGACAAAGAGUUCUCCGGAACCUUGCUCGGUUUCGAUGACUACGUCAACAUGGUUAUGGAAGACGUGACUGAAUUUGACUACAGCGGCGCCCAGAUCAAGCUCCCCAAGCUCCUGCUGAACGGCAACAACAUCUGCAUGGCAAGUUACCCACGUCAACUCUAUUCGCAGAGAGCUAACCAGAGAAAUAGUUGA
Molecule: messenger RNA, 267 nt
Organism: Penicillium olsonii
Lineage: Eukaryota; Fungi; Ascomycota; Eurotiomycetes; Eurotiales; Aspergillaceae
Source: the annotation of a GenBank genome assembly